AUGGCCUCCGCAGGAGAGAUUCAGCUCCCUGUUAUCGAUAUCUCUAGUACAACCGCCGAGGUUGGCAAGCAAGUCAUCGAUGCAGCUAAGCAGUAUGGCUUCCUCUAUGUCGAUACAGCCAGCAGCUGUUUCUCCAAAGACGAGAUAGAUUCUACCUUUAAAAUGGCACAAGAAUUCUUUGCUUCCCCCAUCGAAGAGAAAAAGGAAGUAUCAAUCAAGUCAAAUAACAUGGGUUGGACAGACAUGCAUGCGGAGACCCUGGACCCGGAACACCAGAAGACAUGUGGUCGCAUCCUCACCCUCCUCGCUCUAGGCCUAGACAUACCGCAUAACUGGUUCUCGUCCCGCCACGACCCAUCCCAAGGUCCAUCGGGCAGCACCUUGCGAUUCCUACACUACCCUUCCCUCCAGAGCCCAAGCACACAAUCGUUCAAGCACGGCGUGGACGUACGUGCCGGCGCACAUUCAGACUACGGCAGCAUAACGCUCCUUUUCCAACGGGAUGGGCAGCCUGGGUUAGAGAUUCUCACGCCAGCUGGUACGUGGGCUGCUGUGCCUGUUCGGCCUGCGGGGGUAUCUGGUUCGCCAACGCUUGCGCCGCCUAUACUGGUUAAUAUAGGUGAUUUGCUUAGCUAUUGGACAUGUGGACUGUUGAAGUCUACAGUGCAUAGGGUUGUUUUUCCGAAGGGCGAGGAAGAAGGGAAAGGAAAUGAAGGGGAGGGGAGGGAUAGGUAUAGUAUCGUGUAUUUCUGCCAUCCGUGUCAUGAGACGGAGCUGGUUGCUGUGCCUAGUAAGGUUGUUGAAGGGUUGGGGAAGGAUGUGGGAGGAGGGAAGGUAGUUACUGCUCGGGAGCAUUUGGCGAGUAGGCUUGCUGCUACUUAUGGUAGCUCGGUGGGAGAAUACAGCCGUGAAUAG
Messenger RNA from Nannizzia gypsea CBS 118893, 915 nucleotides. RefSeq lists its product as hypothetical. The transcript has 5 exons. The record is from RefSeq and is a predicted model, not a curated record. Bases 1 to 915 code for a protein of 304 amino acids. Gene Ontology annotation, molecular function: dioxygenase activity. Lineage: Eukaryota; Fungi; Ascomycota; Eurotiomycetes; Onygenales; Arthrodermataceae.